UAGCGAAAAUAGAAAAACAAAUCAGCUCACCAAAUUUGUGCUCUACCUAAAGCUAGCAGUUUUCCAAAUAAAACAUACGCAAAAGUGACCCAAAUAGUGUGUAAGACCAAAGUUUUCCAUUUGCAGAUAAUGAACGUAGAGGAAACGCACCUCGCCAGCAUCUAGCAUUCACCCGCUGCGGGACAACUUUGCUGCCCGUGCCUGUCGUCGUAGUGCUUCCUCGCACGCAAGAAGAGGAAGAAACAGCAAACCUAAACAGCAGGUUGUGUGUGGGUUUGUGCAAAGAAAAACACUCCCCGGGGGAUGCAAUAGGAGGGGCACAGCGGAACCGCGGCCACAACCAUGAGCAUACCGAGAAUAAUGGUCUUUCGGCCAACGUGGGAAGAGUUCCAGGACUUUCCGGCCUACAUCGACUACAUGGAGUCGAAGGGAGCUCACAAGGCGGGUCUGGUGAAGGUCGUCCCGCCACCGGAAUGGGUCCCGCGCAAGCAGGGAUACGAUAUUAAAAACAUUAACAUCAACAUCCGCACGCCCAUCUCGCAGGUGGCGUCGGGUAUGCAGGGUGCCUACCAGCAGAUCAACAUCCAGAAGCGCGCGAUGACGGUGCAGGAGUUUUACGAGAAAACGAAGGAGGAAAGACACGCGACCCCGAAACACUUUGACUAUGCCGAUAUUGAGAAGAAGUUUUGGAAAAACAUAACGUACGUCGCCCCGAUCUACGGCGCGGAUGUACCGGGCAGCCUGACCGACCCCGAGGUGAAGGUGUGGAACAUCAACUGUCUCGGCACCAUACUGGACUACGUGAACGCGGACUACAACAUAUCGAUUGCAGGCGUCAACACGGCGUACCUGUACUUUGGCAUGUGGAAAACGACCUUCGCCUGGCACACGGAGGAUAUGGAUCUGUACUCCAUCAACUAUCUGCACUUCGGGGCACCGAAGACGUGGUACGCGAUUCCGCCCGAGCACGGUCGCAAGCUGGAGAAGCUGGCGGAGCGCAUGUUUCCCGCCAACUACCAGGAGUGCAAAGCGUUCCUGCGCCACAAGAUGACGCUGAUCAGCACGCAGGUGCUGAAGGCGAACAACAUCCCGUUCAACAAGAUCACCCAGGAGCCGGGCGAAAUCAUGAUUACCUUUCCGUACGGGUAUCAUGCCGGGUUUAACCAUGGAUUUAACUGUGCGGAAUCGACCAACUUCGCGACGGAGCGGUGGAUCGAGUACGGGAAGCGGGCGUCGGUGUGCAACUGCCGUCCCGAUAUGGUGAAAAUUUCGAUGGAAACGUUCGUGCGCCGCUUCCAGCCCGAGUGCUAUGAGCGGUGGUUACGCGGGGAAGACUACGGCUACCAUCCGGAGGAUCCGACCAACUACUGUGCCGCCCCGAAACCGAUGCUGCCGAAGAACUUUAAAAGCAAAUGUACCACCGAUACCACCGUUCCACAGAAGCGUGGCUGUGCGCCGGUCAAGAUGGACAAAAAGAAGGUAGUGAAAAAGACGAGCGAAAAGGCAAAAGAUAGACUGAAAUCCGUCUGGAGCAAGCUGGAGGGCAGGGAGUGUGGCGUUGCGACCGAUCUGCUGAUCGAUGGGCCGGUCAAAAGUGGCACCAAGCUGCGCUUCCACACACGAACGAUCGAUCUGAUCAACGAUAAUGCCGUUUAGUGGAUCGCACGGGACAACAAACACUCACCCGUUGCUUCGUCCCCGGAUCCUAUACUACUAGUGCACUGCUAACGGGACCACCGGAAGGUUUGAAAGUUAGUUUUGCACCACACCACACAUAUACUCUCUCGCUCUCUUUAGCAUUAACCUGCGAGAGAGGAGAGAUAGUGAAAGCGGAGUAGAAAGGCAGGCAGUGUGCAGCAGUUCUGGCCGGAAUGCAAACGAAAUUCGAAUGCAUUACUAGUGGCCCUAGACGCACACUCACCCUAUACGCCUGGCCGUUUCCGCUGUGCAAUUAAUCGAUAGUUAGGUAAAUGUUUUUUUUUGUGUUUUGUAGUAUUCGUAUUUUGGGCGACGUGUUUGAAUCGUUCGCGACACUCCAUCCCCCGCCCGUUUGCUAGACAAAGCAGAUCUCACAACGGAUUAUUACCCACCUGCCCGAACUCUGUUGUACACCGCACCGGGCAGUGAUUGUGCGAUUGAUGGUGUGUGUGUGUGCGUGCGUGUGUUGACGUGCUUGUAUGUGUGUAUUUUCCCUAAGAUGUUUUUUUUAUUACUUUAUUUAACCCACAUCCUUAAACUGUGCAUCGCGAAGCGCAUACUAACUCAUUAGUCAACAGUCAACAGUUCUGUUCAGUGAAGAUUAGAAUGCGCAACGUGUAUCAUGCAGACAUUAUGAUACAGCUAUAUUUUAGAAACGAUUUCCGUUCAGUAGUAGUACAUUGUGUAAUAGUGUGAUUUUAAAAGCAAAA
Messenger RNA from Anopheles merus, 2408 nucleotides. RefSeq names its product probable lysine-specific demethylase 4A (gene Kdm4A). Gene Ontology annotation, molecular function: histone H3K36 demethylase activity; histone H3K9 demethylase activity. Lineage: Eukaryota; Metazoa; Arthropoda; Insecta; Diptera; Culicidae. The record is from RefSeq and is a predicted model, not a curated record. Gene Ontology annotation, biological process: chromatin remodeling. The coding region runs from base 343 to 1656 and encodes 437 amino acids. The transcript is spliced from 3 exons. Gene Ontology annotation, cellular component: nucleus.